Messenger RNA from Suillus subaureus, 617 nucleotides. RefSeq lists its product as uncharacterized. The transcript has 3 exons. Lineage: Eukaryota; Fungi; Basidiomycota; Agaricomycetes; Boletales; Suillaceae. Bases 71 to 328 code for a protein of 85 amino acids. The record is from RefSeq and is a predicted model, not a curated record.
CAACAAACAAAUCAGUCAUGUAAGAUCUCGCUGAAGCAUAUGAUAACACGACGCCUUGCUGUUUUUGAAGAUGCUAUCGGAUUUGCAGCACAGAGAUGCCAAAGUGCUAAAAAUGACGACAUGUUGUAAGCUCUGUCUCAUACAUGUGAGAUACCAUCGAGCACUAAUUCUGUUCACCUUGCUAUUAAUCGCAUUGAGAGAUGGCGCUCUUGCGCUAGAAACACAAGAUUCGACAGAAGUACCCCUAGGUUAUACGAGUCUCGACAUGGCAGAUCUCUUCAUGACCUGUACCUCAAAACUUCCUCCCUUGCAUCUAGCACACAUUUAGGACGCGGAACUUCGUGUCAUCGGACUGCAAUUUCUCGGCGGAAAGUAAAUUUGAGGACCUGACCUUCAUAAUGGCGUUCUAUUCAUAUAACUAUUUGACCCUGAGGGAAGGAUAUCAUCUCGUUCAGCCAGUCUUACAAUUGAAUGUCAUUGCCUGCCUGUUGGUUUUUUUGCAUCUAAUGUCCAAGUCUAUAAGGGUGCGACAGUAAACUUGAAUCUGAGACCAUCCAUUCACCGAGCAAAUAGGUUGUGAUGCUGUUCGAGGAUCGGGUCGUGAUGAUGUAUGCACC